Messenger RNA from Hirsutella rhossiliensis, 1569 nucleotides. Its product is annotated as reverse transcriptase (RNA-dependent DNA polymerase) domain-containing protein. The transcript is spliced from 8 exons. Gene Ontology annotation, molecular function: nucleic acid binding. Gene Ontology annotation, biological process: DNA integration. Lineage: Eukaryota; Fungi; Ascomycota; Sordariomycetes; Hypocreales; Ophiocordycipitaceae. Bases 1 to 1569 code for a protein of 522 amino acids. The record is from RefSeq and is a predicted model, not a curated record.
AUGAAGUACCCCAUGCCUCUGUUAGAAGAUACCCUGGUUGCGAAUGGCCCUCGAAAGUAUGGAUCUGACGGCAUUUCGGUGCCGGCUGGGAACUUUCCGUUGAAGGUGAUGCCCUUUGGGCUGACGAACGGCCCAGCAAUCUUUCAAUGCUUUAUCAACGACUGCCUGAGGGAUAUCCUGGACAUCUACUGCAGUUCGUACGCCGACGACAUCCUGAUCUAUUCAGAGUCGGCCGAGGAAAACGUGCGCCAGACCGAGGAAGUCAUUCGACGACUGGCAGCGGCAGGCCUACAGGGCGACAUCAAGAAGAGCUCCUUUUGCGUCACCGAGGUGGAUUACCUCGGGCUGGUGAUUAAGGCGGGGGAAGGUAUCGCCCUUGACCCUAAGAAGAAACAGGCCAUCCUUGAGUGGAGGCUGUCGGACCUAAAAUCUACGAAAGCCAUCCGAUCUUUCCUCGGAUUGGUUAACUUUGUCCGACGCUUCUCGAAAAACGACAACUCAUGGAAGCCGGUGGCCUACUUCUCCAAGACCUUGUCGUCAACAGAGACGAAGAGUGGAGGCCAGAGCUGGUUGGGGCCCUUUGAAGUAGUAACGGACCAUGAAGCUCUCAAGUACUUUGCGACAAAGCGGGUUUUAUCAUCUCGACAAGCCUGUUGGGCACAGAUUCUGUCGGAAUUUGACUACAAGAUGACAUACCGACCCGGGAAGGAGAACAUAAUUGCAGAUGCCCUGUCCCGGAAAAGCGAGAACUUCGAGACCGUCAGAGCCAGAGACCUGGAUUCCCGCACCAUGGAACUGGUCCCGAACGAUCGGAUUCCCAAGGAGGACCGGCGGAAGGGAGAUCGUAUCUGGGUGCCGGAGUACUCGUCAGAAGGGCUCGCACUGCGAACUGCCUUAAUCCGGAAGUCCACGAACCCAAAUCAAGGGGUCAUCCGGAAGAACAAGAUGAAGGCGAUGCUGCGGCCGUUCUAUUACUGGCCACGUAUGGAUGAGGAUCUCGCGCGCUACGCACGCAAUUGCCAGGCAUGCCAGGAACCUUGGCAUACCGUGCUGGUGGACGGAAAGGACAUGCCGAAUGAUCGAAAUGGAUUCGACUACGUUUGGACGUUCAUCUGCAAGCUGAGCAAGCUGAUUCUCACGAUUCCGGGGAAAAAGACAGACACCGCCGAAAGACUGGCCAAGCGAUAUUACCGCCGCGUGUUUGGUCACCUCGGUCUACCGAAGAUUUGGCUCUCGGACAACGGACCACAGUUCAUUUCGAAAUUCAUGGCCAAGGUCAACGAGAUGACGGGAACAGAGCACAAAUUCGGCAGUGCCUACCAUGCGCAGACUCAAGGAGGCGUGGAGAUUACCAACCAGUAUCUUGACCAACGCUUGACGUUUUACGUGUCGUAUUUUCAAGACGAUUGGAGCAUGACUCCGAUCGAGGCCUCCCAAGGGCGAGCACCCCACGCGGCUUUCGUUCAUAUAGCGACCGACAAGCAGGUCGGGGAUUGGACCGACGCCCAAAAGGCAGCCAAGGACUUUGUGAAUCGAGCCAAGAAAGCCAACAACGCGGCUAGAUUCUAA